Messenger RNA from Sesamum indicum (sesame), 1642 nucleotides. RefSeq names its product fatty acid desaturase 2 (gene FAD2). Lineage: Eukaryota; Viridiplantae; Streptophyta; Magnoliopsida; Lamiales; Pedaliaceae. Gene Ontology annotation, molecular function: oxidoreductase activity, acting on paired donors, with oxidation of a pair of donors resulting in the reduction of molecular oxygen to two molecules of water. The record is from RefSeq and is a predicted model, not a curated record. Gene Ontology annotation, biological process: lipid metabolic process.
AAACGAAAAAGCUUAAAUAGCUCCCACUGCCCAUUGCUUUAGCACCCCGUGAACAGAGGCCGCCUACUGCUCUGCUGCUGCCGGCCGCUCAACUCCUCACCUGGGAAAGGAAAGAAGAAAACCGCAGCCAGAUUUCUUCUUCCUUUUUCUUCUCAGGUUGCUGAACAAUGGGUGCUGGAGGCAGAAUGUCAGUCCCUCCUGAGGGUAAGAAGUCAAAAUCUGAUGCCUUCCAACGAGUUCCACACUCAAAGCCUCCAUUUACGCUUGGUGAACUAAAGAAAGCCAUCCCGCCUCAUUGUUUCCAGCGAUCAAUUCCCCGUUCCUUUUCAUAUGUGAUAUAUGAUCUCGCCAUUGCCUCUCUUUUUUACUAUGUGGCCACCAAUUAUUUCCACCUCCUUCCACCCUCACUCUCCUGCCUAGCCUGGCCACUUUACUGGAUAUGCCAAGGCUGUGUGCUAACUGGUGUUUGGGUUAUUGCCCAUGAAUGUGGCCACCAUGCCUUCAGUGACUAUCAAUGGCUUGAUGAUACUGUUGGCCUAAUCCUCCACUCGGCUCUCCUAGUCCCAUACUUCUCCUGGAAGUAUAGUCACCGUCGCCACCACUCAAAUACUGGUUCACUUGAGCGUGACGAAGUGUUUGUGCCCAAAGUCAAAUCUGGAAUUCGUUGGUUUGCCAAGUACAUGAACAACCCACCUGGCAGAGUCCUCAUGCUCAUUGUCCAGUUCACUCUUGGCUGGCCUUUGUAUCUGCUGUUCAACGUCUCUGGAAGACAUUAUGACCGGUUUGCAUGCCACUAUGACCCUAAAAGCCCUAUUUAUUCUGAUCGUGAGCGCCUCCAAAUCCUCAUCUCUGAUGCAGGCGUUCUUGCUGUCACCUAUGGGCUUUACCGUCUUGCAAUAGCUAAAGGACUUGCUUGGUUAGUCUGUGUAUAUGGUGGCCCUUUGCUCGUGGUUAACGCAUUCCUAGUUUUGAUCACAUAUCUGCAGCACACUCACCCAGCGCUGCCUCACUAUGAUUCAUCUGAGUGGGACUGGCUGCGGGGAGCUUUGGCUACAGUUGACAGAGAUUACGGUAUUCUGAACACUGUGUUCCAUAACAUAACUGAUACUCAUGUAGCACACCACCUGUUCUCGACCAUGCCUCAUUACCAUGCGAUGGAGGCAACAAAGGCUAUCAAACCAAUUCUAGGUAACUACUAUCAGUUCGACGGGACGCCAAUUUUUAAGGCGGUGUGGAGAGAGGCAAAGGAAUGUAUAUACGUGGAGCCAGACGAAGGUGACAAGAAUAAAGGCGUCUUCUGGUACAAUAACAAGCUUUAGAUUUGGGUGAGGAAGGAAUGCCCAGAUGCAAGAAGGUGAACAUCCGGGGCUGUUGUUGUAGGAGAUUCUUGGGUUUCAUUUCCAGCUAAUUAAGGUUGCUUUUUUUUGUGGAAACUCUCAAUUUCGUGUAAGUUGAACAAGAGUCCUUUAGGGGUUGCACUAUUAGGGAGUUAAAAGCCCAUCUGUAUGUGUGGGCUCACGAAAUGUUCGGCAUUCAACAUCUAGAAAUAGCAUCUUGUUGUACUUGUUCUUGCAAGUUUCAUAGCCCAUGUCUUUCUUAUGUUGUCCUUAUUCACAUAUUGCAUCAAAUUCCGUUCAAAUUC